Durusdinium trenchii is the source of this 1504-nucleotide messenger RNA. The record is from the annotation of a GenBank genome assembly. Lineage: Eukaryota; Dinophyceae; Suessiales; Symbiodiniaceae.
GAAAAAGGGUGCUUUGCACGUUGGCACUUUUAGGCUUUUGGCCUGUAAACUCAAUUUCCACGCGCGCGUCACUCCGCAAGUGGAGUCGAAGAUUUCAAUCAUGAAGCGGUACAUGUGACAUGUGCAGAGUCUAAAGCCUAGAGAUGUCUAGGCUGGUCCUUGCCUUCUGUGGAUGAGAUCGCAUUUUCGAACAGACCAGUUGUUCGCCAAAUAGCGCUGGAGAAGUGCGAACGAGACUACAUUGCAGAGGGGGAAACCAUGCGUGAGAGUUUCCCAGAACUUGUUUGGUCCCAAAGUGGGAAGCCAACCAAGGUGUGCUUGGGCCCUCGGGGUCAACGAGAAGAUUGGGACCGCUUCAAGUCCGUAUGUCCAUCAAUUGUAGAGGCGGUUGAGCAACUGCUGCAUUCAUUCAGUGACCAGAAGGUGGAGGUCACAUUUGGAGAUGUGCUGGACUAUGGGCCCGGGCACUUGCUGGGAUGGCACCAGGACAGUAUGGACUUGACGCGACAUUUGUUCACAGUGGUGCUGACCCUCGCAUCUGAGGGAAGUGGCCGCUGUGAGUGGGGUGGCGGAAGAUUGCUGAAGAUGGCCAGGAGCUUCAGGAGGUUGUAUCAUCGACGAUGCCGGCGCUCGGCAACCUUGCCAUUCAUGGCCUCACUUGCAACAAUGAACUUGCGCAUCGAGUCUUUUGGGAUGAAGGUCGCCGUUUGGCACUAGCUUGCGCCACAGAUAAAUGUGAAAAAAAGUUUUCUUCCUGUGUGAGCCAUUGCAGGUCUUGUUUUGCCGCUCUCCUGAAAUAGAAGCACUCCUGAAAGGGAAAGGAGCACAGAGCCGUCUUUCCAUGCGCUAUUGGUGGAGAAAGGAGCAUGAGAAAGUGAAAUGAGCUGGGCGCAAUUCGUGCCUUGCAUCGGGAAACUGUGUGUUUCACUUACAUGUAUCCUUCAGUGCUUGCGGCUGGAGAUUCUGACUUCUGACUGAGAAAGGGCAAGGAUUCGUCGUCCGGUAUUUUCAAUUGCGUAGGGAAAUGUUUGUCAUUAUGCACUGCAUUUCACAUCUUGUCAUGAAUAGGCCUUUGCGCCGCCUCGCUUUGGAACACGUAUUUCGGAUCGCUUUGAACUGCGGAAAAUGGAUUGUUUUGGAAUGUACAGUAAUACGCUGCAAUGGUGCGUGCAAUGCCUGUCUCUUACUGGUGGAUUGUUUUUGAAGGUGGAGCGUGUUAUUCCAGUUUCCAGGUUUCCAGCCAGCAUGCGGGUUCCAGGCAGCGUCAUGGUUCCCAGGUUUUCAGCCUGCGUACAGAUUUCCAUCGUUUCCAAUGUGCACGGAAAUUGCCUCGCUUGUGCAGGCGGAAAACGUCUCGCUUGUACACGUGCAAGUUGGAAGGCUGAGAAGCCUUUGAGGAGCGCGCGCCUGCACACACUCAAAUGCCAGCAUGACAAUAUGUCAGCAAAACAGCCUGACAAGGUAGGGAAAAGGUCUCAUUCCCAGGUAGCGAGCCACGCGAGUG